Molecule: messenger RNA, 720 nt
Organism: Neohortaea acidophila
Lineage: Eukaryota; Fungi; Ascomycota; Dothideomycetes; Mycosphaerellales; Teratosphaeriaceae
Product: ankyrin repeat-containing domain protein
Exons: 2
Coding region: 1-720 (239 amino acids)
Cellular component (GO): nucleus; cytoplasm
Molecular function (GO): protein binding
Source: RefSeq, a predicted model, not a curated record
AUGGAUCUCGAGGAGCAACAAGCGAAAUACGCCAUCCACGCCGCCUGCCGAGAAGGACAGACACAGAAAGUCGACUCCCUCCUCCACGCCGAGCCCCGCCUCGUGUCCCGCCGCGACGAUGACGACCGCCUGCCCCUCCACUGGGCCAGCUCCUACAACCGCCUCCCUAUAGUCGAACUCCUCUCCGAACACCGCGGCUUCGACGUAGAUGCACAAGACGGCGCCGGCUGGACGGCGCUAAUGAUCGCCUCGAGUUUAAAAGACGGAGACGAGCUCGUCGACCUGCUGCUCAACAAAUCCGCCGACGUAGACGUCAAGACCAACGGGGGCCAAACGGCGCUGCAUUUCGCCGCUUCGAAAUCGAAUCUCGACAUUGCGCGCAAAUUGCUGGCGCACAAGGCUUCGGCGCGCGUUAAGGAUAAGCGCGGGCAGUUGCCGCUGCAUCGCGCUGCCGCCGUGGGCAAUGUACCGAUUGUGAAGUUGUUGUUGGAGAGUCGGAGUCCGGUCAACGCGACGGAUAUGGAUGGGUGCACGGCGUUGCAUCAUGCUAUUGCGGAGGGGCAGGGGGAGGCUGCGUUGACGCUUUUGAGGGCGGGGGCGGAGGCGGAUAAGAGGGAUAAUGGGGGGGCGUAUGCGAUUGAUCUUGCGCCGGAUGCGAAGGUGAAGAGUUAUAUUAUGAGGGGAGCGGAGGAGGAGGGGAUUGUGUUGGGGUCGCGGUAG